UAACAAAGCACCGACUUGUCUAGAGACAUCGAUAAAAAGGUCUUUCGCAGCCGCACGUCUUCAGAAAACGUUGUUGAUCCAAAUUCAAAGAGAAUCUCCGAAUCUCUCAUCUCAUCCAAGAGGUUUUCUUCUCAGCUUUAUCUCAGAUCGCUUCUUAGCUGUUACCAUGCCGAAGAACAAGGGAAAGGGAGGAAAGAACAGGAAGAGAGGAAAGAACGAAGCUGAUGACGAGAAGCGUGAGCUUAUAUUCAAAGAAGACGGACAAGAGUACGCGCAAGUCCUUCGCAUGCUCGGCAACGGGAGAUGCGAGUGCAUGUGCAUCGACGGCACCAAACGUCUCUGCCACAUCCGCGGCAAGAUGCACAAGAAGGUUUGGAUCGCGGCAGGUGAUAUCAUACUUGUCGGUCUGAGAGACUACCAGGAUGACAAGGCUGAUGUCAUCCUCAAGUACAUGUCUGACGAGGCGAGGCUUCUCAAGGCCUAUGGUGAGCUUCCCGAGAACACUCGUCUCAACGAAGGUAUUGCUGGUGAUCUUGACGAUGAUGAGGAGAAUGGCGCUGAUGAUGUUAUUGAUUUUGAGGACGAGGAUAUCGAUAGGAUCUAAGGUGUUUGUUUGGUUUUUGUUUUUGCUUUAAACCUUUUCUGGCAGCUUUGUAUUGUCAGUUUGAGACGCAUGACUUCUGAGUUUACAGAAGAGUAUACUUUACAACUAUUAUGUUCUUUA
Molecule: messenger RNA, 724 nt
Organism: Raphanus sativus (radish)
Lineage: Eukaryota; Viridiplantae; Streptophyta; Magnoliopsida; Brassicales; Brassicaceae
Product: eukaryotic translation initiation factor 1A
Exons: 2
Coding region: 167-604 (145 amino acids)
Biological process (GO): translational initiation
Cellular component (GO): cytoplasm
Molecular function (GO): RNA binding; translation initiation factor activity
Source: RefSeq, a predicted model, not a curated record